AUCAACAGCAGAUAUUUUUAUAUUCCUUUUACAGAGCCGAAACUCUCCCCCAAGUCAUUGAGUCAUGACUAUUUCACAUUUCCAACCGCCUCUUGCGUGCUCUUGAGGAAACGAUCCUCAUGCCUCUCCUUCGAUUCCGUUUCUAGUCCGAUCGAAAUCGAACUCUUUGAGAAUUUCAUUCUCUUCUCACGAUUAUUGAUUUUACAUUUGUUUUUUCCCUUUUACGGUGAGAAUUUUGAUUUGCAGAGUUCAAAGAUGUUGGAAGAUCAGGUAGCUUACUUGUUACAAAGGUACUUGGGGAACUAUGUGAGGGGAUUGAAUAAGGAAGCUCUUAAGAUCAGUGUUUGGCAAGGAGAUGUAGAGCUGAAAAAUAUGCAACUAAAACCAGAAGCACUUAAUGCUUUGAAAUUACCUGUGAGGGUUAAAGCUGGAUUUCUUGGAUCAGUCAAACUCAAGGUACCAUGGACCAGACUUGGACAGGAACCUGUAGUGGUUUAUCUCGACCGAAUUUUUGUAUUAGCCGAACCUGCAACUGAUGUUGAAGGACUUAGUGAGGAUUCUAUCCAGGAAGCAAAAAGAAAUCUAAUACGGGAAAUGGAAACUAAAUUAGUUGAAAGAGCUCGUCGACUACAGACAGAAAUGAACAAAUCAUGGAUGGGAUCAGUGAUCAACACUAUCGUUGGAAACUUGAAGCUGUCAAUUUCAAAUAUUCACAUAAGAUAUGAGGAUCUAGAGAGCAAUCCCGGCCACCCGUUCUCAGCUGGUGUUACUCUAGAGAAACUCUCAGCUGUAACCAUUGAUGAGAGUGGAAAGGAAACUUUUAUUACUGGCGGGACUCUGGACUCCAUCCAAAAGUCUGUUGAACUUGAUCGGCUUGCAUUCUAUCUUGAUUCUGACAUGUCUCCGUGGCAUAUUGACAAACCAUGGGAGGUUUUAACUCCUUUUGAGUGGGAUCAGAUUUUUAGAUAUGGAACAAAGGAUGGUAAGCCAGCUGACUGCCUCACGAGAAAGCAUUUCUAUAUUCUGCAACCUGUCUCAGGGAAUGCGAAGUACUCUAAGUCCCAAGCAAAUGAAUCUUCAAAUGCUGUUCAACCUUUGCAGAAGGCAUAUGUAAACUUAGACGAUGUGACACUUUGUUUAUCAAAGGGAGGAUACAGGGAUGUCAUGAAACUUGCUGAUAAUUUUGCUGCAUUUAAUCAGCGUUUGAAAUAUGCACAUUACCGUCCAUCUGUUCCAGUUAAAAUCGACGCAAAAUCUUGGUGGAAAUAUGCUUACAGAGUUGUUUCAGAACAAAUUAAGAUAGCAAGCGGGAGAAUGUCAUGGGAGCACGUUUUAAAGUACACUAGUCUACGCAAGAGAUACAUCACACAGUAUGCUUCGUUGCUGAAAUCUGAUAUCAGUAGGAUAGUUGUUGAUGAUGAUGAAGAAAUUGAGGCCCUUGAUCGGGAACUUGAUACCGAUGUCAUUUUGCAAUGGAGGAUGUUGGCGCACAAGUUUGUUGAGAGGUCGGUACAGGCAGAAAAUUACUCGAAGAAGCAACAGGCUAAAAGUUCAUGGUGGCCGUUUGGAGGGAAGAGUGAAGUGUCUGGAGGUGAAGGAGAAUCUAUUCAAUUCACAGAUGAAGAUUGGGAACGGUUAAAUAAAGUCAUAGGGUACAAAGAAGGUGAUGAGCAAUCAAUUAUCAACAAUGCAAAACCUGAUGCUCUCCAUACUUUCUUGGAGGUACAGAUGAAGCGUAGUGCUUCAAAACUUUAUGAUGGGGAGAAGGAAUGCCUUGCUGAGUUAUCAUGUGAAGGUCUUAAUUGCUCCGUUAAGCUUUUCCCAGAAACGAAGAUAGCUGACAUUAAAUUAGGGAGAUAUCGCUUGUCAUCACCAAGUGGUCUGCUUGCUGAGAGUGCACCUGCCUCUCACUCUGUACUUGCUGUCUUCUGCUAUAAGCCCUUUGAUGCUAAAGUUGACUGGAGUCUUGUUGCAAAAGCUUCUCCAUGUUAUAUGACUUAUCUAAAGGAUUCCAUUGAUGGAAUUGUCAACUUCUUCGAAAGCAGUACUGCUGUGAGCCAGACAAUAGCUUUGGAGACUGCAGCUGCUGUACAGUCAACUAUUGAUGAAGUCAGACGCACUGCUCAAGAAGGAAUGAAUAGAGCAUUGAAAGAUCAUUCAAGGUUUCUGCUCGACUUAGAUAUUGCAGCACCCAAAAUCACAAUUCCAACAGAAUUUCGUCCUGAUAAUCAUCGUUCUACAAAGCUUCUUCUAGACCUGGGUAAUUUGGUCAUCCGUUCCCAGGACGACUAUAAGCAUGAACUGACAGAGGAAAUGGAUAUGUAUCUGCAGUUUGAUUUAGUUUUGAGUGAUGUGUCCGCUUUACUUGUUGAUGGUGAUUAUUCCUGGAAACAAUUAUCCUCAAAAAGAGCUUCUAGUUCUGGUAGGGAAAGCAGUGUAACUUUCUUGCCAGUUAUUGAUAAGUGUGGGGUACUCUUAAAACUUCAACAGAUUCGUCGACCAAACCCAGCGUACCCAUCAACCAGACUUGCUGUGCGGCUACCCUCAUUAGGCUUUCACUUCUCACCGGCUCGGUACCAUAGGUUGAUGCAAGUUGCACAGAUAUUUCAAACUAAGGAUGAUGAGAGCUCUCAGAUUCUACGUCCAUGGGAAGAAGCUGAUUUUGAGGGGUGGUUGUCUAUUCUUAGCUGGAAGGGAAGAGAAGCUUCGUGGCAGCGGCGGUAUUUAUGCUUAGUUGGUCCAUUUAUCUACGUGCUCGAAAGUCCUGGCUCAAAAUCUUAUAAGAAGUAUACCAGCUUACGCGGGAAGCAUAUAUACAAAGUUCCCGUAGAGCUUGCUGGAGGAGUAGAACAUGUCUUGUCCAUUCGUAAUGCUUCACGGAUCAGUGAGAAGGGUCUACGAUCUCAUUCUGAUGAUUACUCCAGAAAAACAUGGCAUAGCCGUUUGCAGGGCGCUGUCUAUCGGGCCUCGGGUUCUGCUCCCAUAGCCGGUCUUUCUGAUACUUCAUCUGACAGUGAGGAGUCAGAAACAGAACAGAAAGAUGGUUUCGAUUUGUCUAACUUGGAGAGUGUAUAUGUAACCGGUGUGCUUGAUGAACUCAAAAUAUGUUUCAGUUAUGGUCAUCAGGAUGAUGCUUCUUUCAUGGCGGUGCUUCUCGCCAGAGAGAGUAAAUUGUUCGAGUUUAGGGCCUUAGGUGGGAAGGUUGAAGUUUCGAUGAGAGGGAGUGAUAUGUUUAUUGGGACUGUACUGAAAUCUCUGGAAAUAGAAGAUUUGGUGAGCCAUUCUGGUUUAAACGAGUCUUGUUAUUUGGCAAGAUCUUUUAUUCAGUCUUCAGAAAUGCUUCCAUCCUUUGAAGAUGCUGAGAGCAGGAGCCCUGAACGGCUUGAUCCUACUUCUAGUGAAGGGGAGGAAAAGUUCUAUGAAGCACCAGAAAUCUUGGUUGAUUCCAUUGACUAUACAUCUCUCAGGACCCCUAGUUUUAGUCGCAUUGAUGGAUUGCUCCCUGUUGACAACAAGAAUAUCACUAAGCCAAGCAAUGAGACAACUGAGUCACUGGAUAGUUUCGUGAAGGCUCAAAUAGUCAUAUACCAUCAGACGUCACCUCAAUAUAAAAACAUUGAUAACCAGGUGAUGGUAACUUUAGCUACUUUAUCAUUUUUCUGUCGAAGGCCAACAAUUCUUGCUAUUUUGGAGUUUGUAAAUGCUAUCAAUGUUGAGGAUCCAAGCUGUGAAUCUUUUGAGGACAACUCUCCUGUAGCUGGAGAGCAUACUUCUCCAAGAAGAGAUGGAUUUGAAGAUUCUAGGGAUGCAGCUGUCAAGGGUUUGUUAGGGAAGGGGAAAUCUAGAAUCAUUUUCAACUUGGAAUUGAACAUGGCUCGGGCGCAGAUAUUCCUAAUGAAUGAGAAUGGAACUAAGUUUGCUACAUUGUCACAAGACAAUCUGCUGACAGAUAUUAAGGUCUUUCCGAACUCGUUCAGUAUUAAGGCAAGUCUUGGAAAUUUACGAAUCAGUGAUGACAGCCUCCCAGACAACCAUAUGUACUUUUGGAUCUGUGAUAUGCGAGACCCUGGAGGAACUUCUUUUGUUGAGUUGGUUUUCACAUCAUUCAGUAUCAUUGAUGAAGAUUAUGAAGGUUUCGACUACUGCCUAUCUGGGCAGUUUUCUGAAGUGCGCAUUGUUUAUCUGAAUCGCUUUAUUCAAGAGGUUGCUGAAUACUUUAUGGGACUGGUGCCAAGUGAUUCAAAAGGGGUUGUCAAGAUGAAGGAUCAAAUUACGGACUCAGAGAAGUGGUUUACGACUAGCGAAAUUGAAGGAUCUCCGGCACUUAAGUUGGAUCUAUCUCUUAAGAAGCCCAUAAUUGUUAUGCCUCGUCACACUGAUAGCCCUGAUUACCUGAAGCUAGAUAUUGUGCAUAUAACUGUGGACAAUACCUUUCAGUGGUUUGCUGGAGACAAAAAUGAGCUGAAUGCAGUUCACGUGGAAACUAUGAAAAUAAUGGUCAUGGAUAUCAACCUUAAUGUUGGUUCUGGAGCUGAAAUAGGUGAAAGCAUAAUUCAAGAUGUGAAGGGGGUUUCUGUAACCAUUAACCGAUCUCUGCGAGACUUGUUACAUCAGAUACCGAGCAUUGAGGUUUCUAUUGAGAUAGACGAACUAAGAGCAGCCCUCUCAAAUAGGGAAUACCAGAUCUUGACAGAGUGUGCACAGUCUAAUAUUUCUGAGCUUCCACAUGCUGUGCCACCAUUGAGUGGUGAUGUUGUGACAUCUUCAAGAAACUUACAUGAAACUCUUACUUCUGAGGAUACUAAUGCUGCUCAGACAGAGAAAACUGAUACUUGGAUUUCAAUGAAGGUUUCUGUUGUCAUCAAUCUGGUGGAGUUGUGUUUGUAUGCUGGGACAGCAAGAGAUACACCGUUGGCUGCUGUACAGAUCUCUGGUGGCUGGCUUCUCUACAAAUCCAAUACACACGAUGAGGGUUUCCUUACUGCAACAUUGAAGGGAUUCAGUGUUAUUGACAACCGUGAAGGAACUGAAAAAGAGUUCAGACUGGCUGUAGGAAGACCUGCAGAUUUAGAUUUUGGAGAUUCACAUUCUGUGACUGAUAAAAAUCAGGGUUUAACUCAGUCACAUGUAACCACGGGGAGUGAUAUUGGACCCUUUCCUUCGAUGCUCACUCUUGAUGCGCAAUUUGGUCAGUUGUCAACUUUUGUUUCCGUUUCUAUUCAAAGGCCACAGUUGCUUGUAGCUUUGGAUUUUCUACUGGCCGUAGUAGAGUUUUUUGUCCCUACUAUAGGCAGUGUGCUAUCAAGUGAAGAAGAUAAAAACCUUAAUAUGGUCGACGCAAUUGUCAUGGAUAAGUCUAUCUACAAGCAACAAACUGCUGAAGCGUUUCUUUCUCCUCUUGGUCCUUUGAUCGCUGAAGAUGAAAAAUUUGAUAACUUUGUUUAUGAUGGUAAUGGUGGAACUUUAUACCUGAAAGAUAGAAAUGGAGGCAUCCUCUCUUCACCUAGUAUAGAGCCUAUUAUAUAUGUAGGAAGUGGGAAAAGGUUGCAAUUCAGGAAUGUAGUCUUUAAGAAUGGCCAAGUUUUGGAUUCAUGUAUCUCUUUGGGAGCAUGCAGCAGCUAUUCUGUUUCUAGAGAGGAUGGGGUUGAGUUGGAAGUAUAUCAUAAAGCCCCACAACAAGACUCUGAGAGGAAGGAAGAUCCGGUUUCUCAAUCUCCCAGCACCACAACAGAGAGGUCCACGGAAAUGAUCAUUGAGUUUCAGGCUAUCGGCCCAGAACUUACCUUCUACAACACAUCAAAAGACGUAGUUAAAACUCCAUUACUCUCCAACAAACUUUUGCAUGCUCAGUUGGAUGCUUAUGGCAGGGUUGUCAUAAAGAAUGAUGAAAUUAAAAUGAGUGCUCAUACGUUGGGUCUAACCAUGGAAAGUAAUGGAGUGAAAAUUCUGGAACCUUUCGACACCUUUGUUAAGUAUUCAAGUGUUUCUGGGAAGACUAACAUACGUCUUUCAGUUUCAAACAUAUUUAUGAACUUUUCAUUCAGCAUCUUGAGAUUGUUCAUAGCCGUUGAAGAAGACAUUUUAUCAUUUCUAAGGAUGACAUCCAGAAAAAUGACUGUCGUCUGCUCAGAGUUUGAUAAAAUUGGGACCAUAAGAAAUCCCUGUACAGAUCAAAUAUAUGCAUUCUGGAGACCCCAUCCACCCCCUGGUUUUGCGAGUCUCGGCGACUAUUUGACACCAUUGGACAAGCCACCAACUAAAGGGGUUCUUGUGGUCAACACCAAUUUGAUGAGAGUUAAGAGGCCUUUAUCAUUCAAACUGAUAUGGUCACCUUUAGCUUCCGGGGGAUUAGGUGGUUCUUCGAUGGAUGACAAAGAUGAAAGAGAUAGUUCAUGUUCCAUUUGGUUCCCUGAAGCACCAAAGGGUUAUGUGGCAUUAAGCUGUGUGGUAUCAAGUGGAAGUACACCGCCUUCAUUGGCCUCUACCUUCUGCAUCCUAGCUUCUUCUGUUUCCCCUUGUUCUCUCAGAGAUUGUGUAGCUAUCAGCUCCACAGAUAUAUCUCAAUCAAGUUUAGCUUUUUGGCGCGUGGAUAAUUCUGUUGGCAGUUUCUUACCUGCGGAUCCCUCUACGCUCAACUUAUUAGGAAGACCCUAUGAGCUACGCCACAUAUUAUUUGGAUCCACUGCAGUCUUGCCAAAAGAAUCCAGCUACGUGGAUGAUCGUACUACUCCUGAUGAUAUUAUUCAGCCCACACGGCCACAGCCACUGAAUUCUGUUAACUCUGGUCAUCGAUUUGAAGCUGUUGCCACCUUUGAGUUGAUAUGGUGGAAUAGGGGCUCAGGCUCGCAGAAAAAAGUUUCAAUAUGGCGACCAAUCGUUUCUGAAGGGAUGGCUUAUUUUGGAGAUAUUGCUGUUAGUGGGUAUGAACCUCCAAACUCUUGUGUGGUUCUUCAUGAUACUAGCGAUCAAGAGAUCCUCAAAGCCGCUGUUGAUUUCCAACUUGUUGGACGUGUCAAGAAACACAGGGGAGUAGAAAGUAUAUCUUUCUGGAUGCCUCAGGCUCCACCGGGUUUUGUUUCUUUGGGUUGUGUUGCAUGUAAAGGCUCACCGAAACCAUAUGAUUUCACCAAAUUAAGAUGCGCUCGUAGCGAUAUGGUAGCUGGUGAUCAUUUUGCGGAUGAAAGUUUGUGGGAUACCUCUGAUGUCUGGCAGAGGGUAGAACCAUUUAGUAUAUGGAGCAUAGGGAAUGAGUUGAAGACCUUUAUUGUCCGUAGUGGUUUGAAAAAACCACCAAGGAGAUUUGCUUUAAAGCUAGCAGACCAGGGUUUGCCUGGGGGAACUGAUAACAUGGUCAUUCAUGCAGAAAUUGGGACUUUUUCUGCUGCGCUAUUUGAUGACUAUGGGGGACUGAUGGUUCCAUUGGUUAACGUAUCUUUGAACAAUAUAAGUUUUGGAUUACUUGGCAAAACCGACUACACAAAUUCAACCAUCAACUUCUCCUUAGCGGCCAGGUCAUAUAAUGAUAAGUAUGAAGCAUGGGAGCCUCUCAUUGAGCCUGCAGACGGAUUCUUAAGGUACCAGUUCAACCCUAGAUCCUUUGGUGCGGUUUCUCAGUUGCGCUUGACAUCUACAAAGGACUUGAACGUGAACAUCUCAGUUUCGAAUGCUAAUACAAUUAUCCAAGCGUAUUCUAGUUGGAACAGCCUUAGCAAUGUCCAUGGAUACCAUAAAGAGAGAGGAGCACUUCCUCUAGUUGACAAUGGAAAAUCUGUCAUUGAGGUGCAUCAGAAGAAAAACUAUUUCAUAAUUCCACAAAACAAACUUGGGCAAGAUAUAUAUAUUAGAGCCACCGAAAUCAAAGGAUUUAAGGAUAUUGUAAAGAUGCCAUCUGGGGACGUCAGACCUGUAAAAGUUCCCGUCUUGACCAAUAUGUUGGAUUCUCACCUCAGAGGAGAACUAUGCAGAAAUCCUAGAAUCAUGGUUACAGUUAUUGUGAUGGAUGCACAGCUUCCAAGAACUUGUGGAUUGUCUUCGCAUCAAUACACAGGAGUCAUACGCCUGUCUCCCAAUCAGACCUCCCCUGUUGAAUCAGAGCUUCGUCAGCAAAGUGCACGUACUUGUGGAAGUGUUUCAAAUAUGUUGUCCUCUGAGCUAGAAGUGGUCGACUGGAAUGAAAUAUUUUUUUUCAGAAUCGACUCCCUGGAUGACUUUGUCUUGGAAUUAAUAGUGACAGACGUCGGAAAAGGUGCCCCUGUUGGGAGUUUUUCAGCUCCUCUAAAACAGAUAGCACAAUAUAUGAAGGACAACGUAUACCAGCACAAUUAUGCUAAUGACCUUGUCUGGUUAGACUUAUCUACAACUGAAACCAUGAGCAUUAACCAAGGGGAUCAAAGAAAGAACUGCGGAAAAAUAAGAUGUGCUGUACUGUUGCCAGCUAAGUCGAAAGUGGACCAAAGCAAAUCCUUCAGAGAAAAAAAAUCUGGAUUUCUUCAAGUAAGUCCUAGCAUUGAGGGUCCUUGGACGACAGUUAGGCUGAAUUAUGCUGCUCCUGCUGCUUGCUGGAGGUUGGGAAAUGAUGUGGUUGCAAGUGAAGUUAGUAUGCAGGAUGGAAACAGAUACGUAAAUGUCAGGUCUCUAGUUUCGGUGGAGAACAAUACUGACUUUCUACUUGACCUCUGCCUGCAGUCUAAAGUAAAUUCAAUUCCAGAUAUUCCAAUUGGGUUACUGAAACCUGGUGAUACGUUACCGGUUCCCUUAUCAGGAUUGACACAGUCGGCAUCUUAUGUUCUGAAACUGAAGUGUGUAUUUCCUGAUGGGUCGGAUGAGUAUUCUUGGAGUUCUGUGGUUUCGAGGCCUGGGGGGGCAGAGGUUUCUUGUGAAUCAGAGCCUGAAAUAUGUAUAUCGGCUCUAACUGAAUCCGAGCACUUGCUAUUUUGUACUCAGAUAAACAGUACUUCUUCCGGAGAUAAUCAAAAGUUGUGGUUCUGUUUGAAGACCCAAGCAACAGAAAUUGCAAAGGAUAUACGUUCGGACCCUAUUCAAGACUGGACCCUUGUGGUCAAAUCACCGUUUUCUAUAGCAAAUUGUCUUCCAUUUGGAGCUGAGUACUCAGUGUUAGAGGCGCAAGCUAGUGGUCAUUUUAUUUGUCGCUGUAGAGGUGUCUUUAUUUCUGGGGAAACUGUCAAGGUGUAUAGUGUUGAUAUAAGAAACCCUUUAUACUUUUCUUUGCUUCCACAAAGAGGAUGGCUACCAAUGCAUGAAGCUGUCCUUAUAUCUCACCCCAAUGGUGUCCCUGCGAAGACAAUUGGACUAAGAAGUUCUGCCACUGGAAGGAUUGCUCAAGUAAUACUGGAGCAAAACUAUGAUGAACAGCAGAUAGUUUUGUCGAAGAUCAUCAGAGUUUAUGCUCCGUUCUGGUUUUCGAUUGCGAGGUGUCCCUCACUUACACUCAGACUUUUAGAUCUGUCAGGGAAGAAGCAAACAAGAAAAGUUGGUCUUCCCUUUCGAAGUAAAAAGAAUGAUGAAGUAGUCCUAGAUGAGGUAACCGAAGAAGAAAUAUAUGAAGGUCAUACAAUUGCUUCUACUUUGAAUUUCAAACUUCUGGGCCUGUCAGUGUCUAUAUCUCAGUUUGGCAAUCAGCAACAUGGUCCUGUCAAAGAUCUUUCUGCUCUGGGUGACAUGGAUGGAUCUUUGGAUGUGGAUGCGUAUGAUCCCGAUGGAAAUUGCAUGCGGCUAUUUUUAUCUACAAAACCUUGUGCUUACCAGUCGGUUCCUACAAAGGUAACAAGCAUUUUGUCUUCUACUUUUUCUUUGUUAUUACAUGAACCAAAAGUACUCCAUGCUUAUGAUUCAAGGGUCUCCUUUGUUUUCCAGCCAAGUGGGAGAGAUGAACUCCAGAGACACAAAAACAAAAGAAUGGUUAAAAAUGUUGUUGAAGGUGUCCACUGGAAGUAUGUAGCAUAUGAUAUUUGCUCAGUAAAACCAGUGAGACUUCUAGGAGCAGUCCGGUUAAGAGAAACAGAGUGGUCAUUUCCCGUUCAAGUUACCCGAGAGGACACAAUUGUUCUUGUAUUAAAGAGUAAAAAUGGUGCACGGAGAUAUGUGAAAGCAGAGAUACGGGGAUUUGAAGAGGGAUCACGUUUUAUAGUUGUAUUUCGACUAGGACCAAGCAACGGUCCUAUGAGGGUUGAAAAUAGAUCAACUGUCAAAAGCAUCAGUGUUCGGCAAUCUGGUUUUGGUGAAGAUUCGUGGGUUUUGUUGGAACCUCUUACAACAGAAAAUUUUGCAUGGGAAGAUCCUUAUGGUCAAAAGUUCUUGGAUGCUAAGGUUGAAAGUGAUCACCGCUCUGGGGUAUUCAAAGUAGACAUGGAAAAAGGUGCUGUGGAUUCUGAAUUGUGUAGGGAGUUAGAAGUGAACUUUGAUGUUCAAGAAAUUGGUGACAUCAAGAUUGCUAGAUUCACCGAUGAUGACAGUACUUCACAGAGUUCUAACGAAAUCAUAUCUUUGACAUCGAUUGGAAAUCAUGGAUAUUCUACUCCUCAGACACCUACAGAACACAAGACCACCACUCUGGAGGUCAUAAUUGAAAUGGGACUAGUGGGGAUCUCUCUUGUAGAUCACAUGCCUAAAGAGUUAUCAUAUUUUUACCUUGAAAGAGUAUUUGUAUCUUACUCCACUGGGUAUGAUGAGGGAAGAACUAGCAGGUUCAAAAUCAUUCUGGGUCGUUUACAGAUUGAUAACCAGCUACCUCUAACUUUAAUGCCAGUACUAUUGGCACCAGAUAACACUGGAGAUAGUCGUCAACCAGUGCUUAAGAUGACAAUUACAAUGUGUAACGAAGAAACUGAUGGCAUUCAAGUGUAUCCAUAUGUGUAUGUACGGGUAACAGAUAAUACCUGGCGACUAAACAUUCACGAGCCUAUCAUUUGGGCUUCAGCUGACUUCUACAAUAAGCUUCAGAUGGACCGUCUCCCCAAAAGUUCUAGUGUCGCGCAAGUUGAUCCUGAGAUACAUAUAAACCUCAUAGAUGUUUCGGAGGUAAGGCUAAAGGUCUCACUAGAAACAGCGCCAGCUCAGAGGCCUCAUGGAAUUCUUGGUGUUUGGAGCCCCAUUUUGUCCGCUGUUGGAAAUGCUUUCAAAAUUCAGGUUCAUCUAAGGAGAGUAAUGCACAGAGAUCGGUUUAUACGGAAAAGUUCAAUACUUCCAGCCAUCGGGAAUCGCAUAUGGAGAGAUCUGAUCCACAAUCCCUUACAUUUGAUUUUCUCAGUAGAUGUUUUGGGUAUGACUAGCUCAACAUUGGCCUCUCUUAGCAAAGGGUUUGCCGAGCUUUCAACUGAUGGUCAAUUCAUGCAACUACGGGCUAAACAGGUUUGGUCGAGGCGGAUCACCGGUGUAGGUGAUGCAAUUGUUCAAGGAACAGAAGCCCUGGCACAAGGUGUUGCCUUUGGGGUUUCAGGAGUUGUUACAAAGCCUGUAGAGAGCGCCCGAGAAAAUGGUAUUCUAGGGUUUGCCCAUGGGGUAGGACGGGCGUUCCUAGGAUUUAUUGUACAACCAGUGAGUGGUGCAUUAGAUUUUUUCUCAUUGACUGUUGAUGGAAUUGGAGCAAGUUGUAGCAGAUGUUUGGAGGUUUUGAGCAACAGGACCGCCUUGGAAAGAAUUAGAAAUCCUCGUGCUGUUCAUGCUGAUGGUAUACUCAGGGAAUAUGAUGAGAAGGAAGCUAUAGGCCAGAUGCUCCUUCAUCUAGCAGAAGCAAGUCGGCACUUUGGCUGUACAGAAAUAUUCAGGGAACCCUCAAAAUUUGCUUUGUCUGAUUGCUAUGAAGAGCAUUUCCUUGUUCCAUACAAACGCAUUGUCAUGGUGACCAACAAGAGAGUCGUGUUAUUACAGUGCUCUGAUCUGGAUAAGAUGGAUAAGAAACCCAGCAAGAUCAUGUGGGAUGUGCCUUGGGAGGAACUUAUGGCGUUGGAAUUGGCAAAGGCAGGUAGCCAAAGGCCCUCGCAUCUCAUACUGCAUCUGAAGAGUUUUCGGAAGUCAGAGAGUUUUGCUCAGGUUAUAAAAUGCAGCGUGCCAGAAGACUUAAAUGGACUAGAACCUCAAGCUGUCCGAAUCUGUUCAGUAGUGCGCAAAAUGUGGAAAGCAUAUCAGUCUAACAUGAAAAAUCUUGUGCUCAAGGUUCCUUCAAGCCAGAGACAUGUGUAUUUUGCUUGGAAUGAGGCUGAUGGAAGAGACUCAAAAACAUACAAAAACAAAGCUAUUAUUAAAUCGAGAGAACUUUCUUCUUCAAGCUCUGUCUCAGAUGAUAAAAAGCUUGUCAAACAUAGUAUCAACUUCUCAAAAAUCUGGAGUAGUGAGCGAGAAUCCAAAGGUCGAUGUUCUUUGUGUAAAAAGCAGGAUUCUGAAGAUGGAGGAGUUUGCACUAUCUGGAGACCCAGUUGUCCAGCGGGAUUCGUGUCAGUGGGUGAUGUAGCUCACGUUGGUAGCCAUCCCCCAAAUGUUGCUGCUGUCUACAAUAACACCAAUGGAGUGUUUGCACUUCCUGUGGGUUAUGACCUUGUGUGGAGGAAUUGCUUAGAUGAUUACAUAAGUCCUGUAUCGAUCUGGCAUCCACGGGCUCCUGAGGGAUUCGUCUCUCCUGGAUGUGUUGCAGUGGCUGGUUUCAUCGAGCCAGAGCUCAACACAGUGUAUUGCAUGCCAACGUCUUUGGCCGAGCAGACUGAGUUUGAAGAACAGAAGGUUUGGUCUGCACCUGACUCGUACCCAUGGGCUUGUCAAAUUUACCAAGUUCGAAGUGAUGCACUCCACUUUAUGGCUCUGCGACAGACCAAAGAGGACUCUGAUUGGAAAGCAAUUAGAGUUCGAGAUGAUUACAGGUCCAUAGAAUCUGAAUCGGGAAAGAAUUUGCGUUUAGAAUGAAACUUUUCACUUCUUUUUUUUUGGGCUUUUGGGAAACUAUUACUUCAUGCAACGAAGUAGACUUGCAAACAAAGAGAGUGUUUUUUUGUUGGUUUUUUGUUUGGCGUGAAAAGAGAGCUUUUAUGUUGAUAUUUUUUGUACAUUUGUGGAUAAAAUUACUUGUGCUUUCUAGGAAGGAUGUAUCUGUACAAGUUAUUAUUAUUACAGAAAUUUGUCUUAGUCUUAAUAAUAAUAAGAUUGUUAGAAGAUUUUAAUUUAUAAUUAAGAAAACAGAAGACUAUUUCUAA
Arabidopsis thaliana (thale cress) is the source of this 13199-nucleotide messenger RNA. Its product is annotated as pleckstrin homology (PH) domain-containing protein. The record is from RefSeq and is marked reviewed. The transcript is spliced from 65 exons. The coding region runs from base 256 to 12912 and encodes 4218 amino acids. Gene Ontology annotation, biological process: phospholipid transport. Lineage: Eukaryota; Viridiplantae; Streptophyta; Magnoliopsida; Brassicales; Brassicaceae.